This is a messenger RNA of Zingiber officinale, 3333 nucleotides long. RefSeq names its product ubiquitin carboxyl-terminal hydrolase 18-like. Gene Ontology annotation, biological process: protein deubiquitination. Lineage: Eukaryota; Viridiplantae; Streptophyta; Magnoliopsida; Zingiberales; Zingiberaceae. The transcript is spliced from 11 exons. The coding region runs from base 1 to 2871 and encodes 956 amino acids. Gene Ontology annotation, molecular function: cysteine-type endopeptidase activity; cysteine-type deubiquitinase activity. Gene Ontology annotation, cellular component: cytosol; nucleus. The record is from RefSeq and is a predicted model, not a curated record.
AUGCUCCCCGCGUUGGAUCUCUCGUCGGUGCUGCAACUCGCGAUCGCGCUGCUGCUGACGCUCUCCGGGGGCCUCCUCCUCGUCAAGCGGACCGCGUCCAGGUUCUUCGUCGUCGACGCUAGCUUCGAGGCCGGAUCUUCGCCCUCCGGCUACGAGCCUAAGGUCGGGAUGUCGAGGGGCGGACGAGGAGAAGGAGGAGGCAGUGGCGAUUGCAGUUGCUGUGGGAAGCAGGGGACCAAGAAAUGCUCCAGGUGCAAGAGGGUGCAAUAUUGUUCGAUAGCAUGCCAGACAAAGCAUUGGAAAACUCUUCACAUGUUUGAAUGCAAAAAAUUGAAGUUGUCAGAGUCGGAAGAUAAGGCUGACAUUGUUUUAUCAGGCAAUGGUUCUUGCAGAAGAAGGAAAUCAUCUGGGUUGAGUUCUAUAUCAUUAGUCCCUGCUCGUGGGACCUACAAUAUCCUACAAAAACCAAAAAAAAUUCUUUUCCCCUAUGAUGAAUUUGUGAGGCUUUUUAACUGGGAGAACCCUGGAUUUCCACCUUGUGGGCUCUUGAAUUGUGGGAACAGUUGCUUUGCUAAUGUGGUUCUACAGUGUUUGGCAUGCACUCGUCCACUUAUUGCCUAUUUAAUAGAGAGAGAUCACAUUAGAGAAUGUGUUAGAAAACAUAAUGAUUGGUGCUUUCUAUGUGAGCUUCAAGUACACAUCAAAAGAGCUAGUGAAAGUUCAAACCCCUUUUCACCAUUAAAUAUUCUUUCUCGUUUGCCAAAUAUUGGUGGCAACCUUGGUUAUGGGAGACAGGAGGAUGCUCAUGAAUUUAUGAGGUUUGCAAUUGACACAAUGCAAUCUGUAUGCCUUGAUGAAUUUGGAGGUGAAAAGAUGCUUGAUCCCAGCACCCAAGAGACCACCCUUAUUCAUUAUAUCUUUGGUGGCUAUCUUCAAUCACAGGUAACGUGUACAAAAUGUAAUACCAUUUCCAAUCGGUAUGAGAAUAUGAUGGAUUUGACUGUUGAAAUCCAUGGGGAUGCUGAAUCUUUGGAGGAGUGUUUGGAUCAAUUCACUAUGAAGGAGUGGCUUGAUGGGGAUAACAAGUAUAAGUGCGAUGGAUGCAAUGAUUAUGUUAAGGCAUGGAAACGUCUUACAGUUCAUCAACCCCCAAAUAUCCUUACUAUUACUCUGAAGAGAUUCCAGAGUGGUCGGUUUGGUAAACUCAACAAGAGGGUCACAUUUCCUGAGAAUUUAAAUCUCACUCCCUAUAUGAGUGGCAGUAGUGAUGGAACUGAUCUGUAUGUACUAUAUGCUGUUGUUGUUCACGUGGACAUGCUCAAUGCUUCAUUUUUUGGCCAUUAUAUUUGCUAUACCAAAGAUUACCAAGGAAAAUGGUACAGAAUUGAUGACAGCAAGGUCACAGAAGUUGAAGUGGAAGAUGCACUUGCUGAAGGUGCUUAUAUGCUCUUAUACAGAAGAACCACUGUUCGGAAGGAGCCAUUUGUUAAGCAUGCAGAACCUCAGAAAACAAAGCAGUUAAUUGAGACACAUCCUAAGGUGGUUGACCACAGCUAUGCUUUUUGCAAUGGAUCUGACAAAGACUCCCAACCAAAUUCCUCGUCUGUUGUACCUACCGAGGCAAAUGAAGUGGAAGUCAUGGUCUUGGAUUCAAGAGCAAAUGGACUUGAAGGUUGCAGCCCUGAUCUGUUCCCUUCAACGCCUGAUAGAUCAAGCAUGGAGGCCAUGCAAUUGGAUCAUCAUCCUGCUACAUCUUCCACUGAAGCUGAUGCUGAUACAUGUGAAAUUCCAGAUGCCAGAAAUGAUGCAGGAUGUCAUGUUGUAGAAGACAGUGAAUCUACUGGUGAAUCAUCUAUUUCUCCAGACAACGAUGCUAUGAUCAUUGAGCCAUCUUCAAAUAUUCCCAUAACUGCUGAAAUUGUAGUUUCUAGACCUUCAUGCGAUUCAUUUGCUGAAUCAGAUCAUCCUUUGCAAACUUACAAUUCCUUGGAUUCAUCUAUUGAAGUUGAUAAUGUGGAUGCAACUUCUGUUGAUAAUGAAGGGAAUAAGGCUAUGCCAUUAAUCUGGGAAAACAAUUCCAGUGGGAAAAUCAAUACAGUAUAUUUAGGAGAGCAGUCUUUGGCCAGUGAAGGAGACAAGCCGAAGCAUAUACAUUCAGUUGCUAAUGUCUGCGAGGAAAAUAAGGAAAAUGGACACCCAAAUGGAUUUCCUAAGACUGAAUUUUUGGAUCAAGAUUCGGUGGAGAAAAACAAAAAUGUCACCUGCAAUAUGUCAUUGGUUUCUGGUGGUUUCCUGGAAAAGUCCAAUUCAAAAUCUUCAGAGAUGAAUACUGCCAGUGAAGCAGGCGAACAGAAUCCUGGGUAUCACUUAGCAGUGAUUGGUAGCAAGGGAAAUGGGCACUCUAAUGGGUAUCAUAGAACUGUAGUAUUGGAGCAAGGUUCCAUGGACAAAAGAAAAAUUGCUUCUAACGAUAUAUCAUUCAUGCCCCGAGGCUUCCUGCAGAAAUCUUAUACAAAAAAUUCAGGGAAGAACAGGUUAAGAGGAUCCAAGAAAUUUGCCCACCCACAGGAAGCCGAGUGCAAUGGUUCCAAUGGGCAUGUUUGUGGUUCAACUAUUGCGGAAACGGAAUUCAGACCUGAGGCUCCCUGCUCCAAUGGAUCUAGCUUGACUCAUACCAAUGGCUCCAUCUCUCCCAGUUCCACAUUCGGCGAAAAUGGGAAUGGCAAAUGCAAGGAUGGACCACUUAUUUCAAUGACCUCGAGGAACAAUGAGAAGCUAUCGGCAUCUGUAAGUGAGCACAAGAAGCUAAAUAAGUUGGCCAUCUGUGAUGCUAACAUAAGCGCCGAUGAAUUUAGUAAUAACAUCCAGUGAUUUAAUUCCCAAAGCAUUUGGCAAGCACGUCCCCUUCGUCAAUAACUUGAUUUGAGUUCUAACCAAAGUAGACACUACUGGAUUCCCCUAACCAAGACAGAAUCAGAUUCAUCCCUCCUUACUAGAUUUGCAUGGUACUUCAAUUCCACCACUGGAGGUGGGUCUCUCUGGGUUUCCAUACAACUCCAUGGAGGCUCAGAAGCUCCACCCGUGUCGCCAUGGUAUUUCUUGUCAUAUUUUCAGUUCGUCAUCAUUUGUUCUUCUAUUGUUGAAGAGGAAUAAGAUUACAUCAGAAGUCUUGUUCAGUGAGUGGAUGUGUGGACAAUUAGAGACUUAUUUUGGUUCGAAUUUUGAUUUAUGAUAGAAGUAUAGUAUUUAUUAUGCCAAUGUGUAUCUCUUUUGUAAUCAAGUGUUUGAUUUUUUCCUGAUUAAUUCUGGAGAUGGACACAAAUUCUGGAGAUA